Molecule: messenger RNA, 1313 nt
Organism: Alexandromys fortis (reed vole)
Lineage: Eukaryota; Metazoa; Chordata; Mammalia; Rodentia; Cricetidae
Gene: Tnfrsf9
Product: TNF receptor superfamily member 9
Exons: 8
Coding region: 101-880 (259 amino acids)
Biological process (GO): apoptotic process; negative regulation of cell population proliferation
Cellular component (GO): external side of plasma membrane
Molecular function (GO): signaling receptor activity; protein binding
Source: RefSeq, a predicted model, not a curated record
GUUGGCCAGGAGCAUUGCAGCCUAAGUCACGCUGAGGAUAGAAUCGCCCCUUUAUUUGUCUGAGCCUUGGUAGAGUGUCAUAUGUGUGCAAGAGGUCGUCAUGGGGAACAGCUGUUACAGCAUGGUGGUGACUGUGCUGUUGGUGGUGGGCACUGAAAGGACAAGAGCCCUGCAGGAUUCCUGUGCCAAGUGUGAGGCGGGUACCUUCUGCGAGAAAGACAAUCCUGUGUGCACCAGCUGUCCCCCAAGCACAUACUCCAGCACGGGUGGACAGCCGUCCUGCAACUUCUGCAGGGUGUGUGAAGGUUAUUUCAGGCUCAAGAAGCCUUGCUCCCUCACCAGCAAUGCGGAGUGUGAAUGCAUCGAGGGAUUCCACUGCUUGGGGCCAGAGUGUGCCAUGUGUGAAAAAGACUGCAAGCCAGGCCAAGAGCUGACAGAGCAGGGUUGUAAAAACUGUGGCUUCGGGACAUUUAACGAUCAGAAUGGGGGUGGCACCUGUCAACCAUGGACCAACUGCUCGCUAGGUGGAAAGUCCGUGCUUGAGAACGGAACCACAGAGAAAGAUGUGAUCUGUGGCCCCACGUUGGUCAGCUUCUCUCCAGGUACCUCCCCCACCGUGACUGCCCCGGUGAGAAAAUCAGGUGAAGGAGGGAGAUCCUUGCGAAUCCUAACCUGGCUGCUGGCGCUGACAUCGGCCCUGCUGCUGUUUCUACUCUGCAUCACUCUGGGGCCCAUUGUGGCCAAAUGGAGCAGCAAGAAAUUCCCCUACUUGUUCAAGCAACCACUUAAGAUGGCAGUUCGCACGGCUCAAGAGGAAGAUGCUUGUAGCUGCCGAUUUCCAGAGGAAGAAGAAGGAGGAGGAGGAGGCUACGAGCUAUGAGGUGACAUCCCAGGAGGCAAGGAGCAGCACAAGGACCCCACUGUCCUGUUCUCAAACACCAUCCCAGACAAUACACAGGCGUGAACACCAUCCAAACCUCUUCUGAUGAUAAUGUAUUGGGUUUUUUUUACCAUUUAAAACAUUUUUAUCUUUAAGUUUUAUGUGUAUGAGUGUCUUGCCUGCGUGUUAUGUGUGUGUGCAUGCAAGUACACACACCAUGUGGAUUCCUGAUGCCAGCAGAGGCCAGAAGAGAGGUUGCUGAAUCCUUGGGAAUUGGAGCUAAGGAUGGUUGUGAACCACCUCUUGGGUGCUGGGAACCAAAUCUGGGUUCUUUGCAAUGGCAAAGUGUCUUAACCACUGGGCCAUCUCCAGCCCUGCCCUUGACAUUUUUAAUAGGACUAUGCAAAGAAAAGGAAUGAAAGACCAAUUUCUA